AGCCAUGAGGUCGAAGGAAUUGUCUGUAGAACUCCGAGAUUUUUAAAUGGAAUAAGUUUGGAACCUCCAAGACUCUUCCCGGCAACACUGAGCAAUCGGGGGAGAAGGGCCUUGGUCAGGGAGGUGACUAAGAACCCAAUUGUCACUCUGCCAGAGCUCCAGUUCCUUUGUGUAGAUGGGAGAACCUUCCAGAAGGACAACCAUCUCUAAAGCACAACAAAAAUCAGGCCUUUAUGGUAGAGUGGCCAGACGGAAGCCACUCCUCACCAAAAGGCCCCUAAAGGACUCUUACCAUGGGAAGCAAGAUUCUCUGGUCUGAUGAAACCAAGAUUGAACUCUUUGGCCUGAAUGACAAGCUUCAUGUCUGGACGAAACCUGGCACCAUCCCUACGGUGAAGCAUGGAGGUGGCAGCAUCAUGCUGUGGGAAUGUUUUUCAGAGGAAGGUAAGACUAGUCAGUAUCGAGGGAAAGAUGGACGGAGGCAAACCAUCAAACCUGACAGGGCUUGAGAGGAUCUGCAGAGAAGAAUGGAAGAAACUCCCCAAUACAGGUUUGCCAAGCUUGUCGCGUCAUACCCAAGAAGACUCGAAGAUGUAAUCGCUGUCAAAGGUGCUUCAACAAAGUAAGGAGGCAAUGUCUCCCUCCUCCCUCAAGCUGUACGAGGCACAGUUCUUUGGUUUUACCCCUCAGACCUGCAUGGUGAGAGUAUACAGUGCCUUUCAGGACUGCCUGAAUGAAUUGCUACUUGUCGUAGAAGCAGUGUUCGUGAGAAAACUAAGCGGAACUGAACCAAAUGGAGAGCAACUACAUUUAAGGGCAAGAGAAUGCACCCAAAAGUUGCAGAUAUUCCUUCAGGAACGCUUCAAGCGUCUGUCUGGUCGCAUGGAAACCGUUUUGGUCAACAACGUCCUCUCAGUCCCGCCUAAUGUGUUGCUGCCUGACGACCAGCCACACAAAAAGUACCCUCAACGUUUAGAGGAGGUUCUUAAGCUGGAGUCUUCCCUGGCGGAGCUGCAACAAGCGUACCAAGUGGAGGUGUGUGCCAGGCAGGCCUUGCUGGCUGAACUGGAGGAGCAAAGAGCGGUCCAAGAGCAGCUGGAUGGGAUCCUGAGAUGGAUUGGAGAACUACAGGCAGCAUGGAUGCAGGAGGGAAUGGGCAGCUUUCACAACAGCUUCUGUGUGAUGAUGCAGUCGGUCAAGAAACUGCAGGCUGUCUUUGGAGAGAUCAAUAAGAAAAGCAAAAGACUGGAUGAGGACUCGUCAGUGGGAUGGACCCACAUGGUGUAAACUACUUGUUAGUGGUGUUGUGAGAUGGGUAGGUUGCAGGUGUGGCAACAUUCUGACUUGGAAUAGCACCCUCUGUCAGACAAAAGACAAAUAGAAUUCUAUGCCUUUGGAUGUAUUAACAAUUAUACAAUUUAUCAGACACAAGUCUUACAAACAAGAAUGUGAGCAUUUUUUAAAUCAUAAUUCAUCUUUGGUUUGAUAUAUUUACUUUUUGAUGGUUUACUAUACAUUCAAAAUAUAUUAUCCACAAUUUGAGUAGUAAGAGGCUCAAGCAGUUAGACUUUUUUUUAUUUUUAUCUCCCAGUCUUAACUCUGGUUCUUUGAAAAGCAUUUUUUUUUUAAAUAAAUGUAUGUUAAUUAAUGAAUGAACUUUGGAGCCAUAGUCACCACAAGGGGGAAGCAUUGGUUUGUUAUUGCCAUCUCAAAUGUAAAUUGACCAAGCAGUGCCAUUGUACAGUGUGAAUUAUUUUUGAUUCGUUGCCGUAUUAUCUUUUUGGCAAAAUCAUUAAAUGUACAACACUUUAAUAAUUUUGAAUAAAUAAAAGUGUAAUUGUGCAAUUGCAUCUGAUUUAAAUCAGGUAUCAUUUAAAUCAUUCCAAUCCUUUCUCAUCAUGGUCUCUGUCAGAUGCAGUCUAGGCUUGUCUGUGAUGUCUAAUGCUGUAUGAUGUUGACUGACUGAUAAGUAGCUGGUUUGACAGUGGGCUGCUCUGACAGUAUGGUCUUGGUGGGAGUCCCAGCAGUGAUCAUACAGUUGUGUGAUGUCCAUGGCUGGAACCCCAGGCUCCAUAUUCAUAAAGGGUCCUUCCUGUUAAUGGAUACCGGGAAUGUAAUUACAGCCUAUGUUUAAAAAAUACAAUAAAAACACAUUUAAUUGAAUGUUGGCCUACAUUUUACCAGCAGAGAGUACAUUCAAAUAGGUGUACAGAUUUCCCCCCAAACAAGGCAAUAUGCAUUGGACAUCCAACAUGUUGUUCUGGUUACAGUAUGUCCAGAUGCACAUUUACAUGCAUGCUCACAACCCAAUUCUAAAUUCAUUGUAUAAUUAUUUUAAUCAUUUGUUAGCCUGUUGUGGUGGAUCCAGUCAGGUAACAUCAAAGUAGCAUAACAUGUCUGUGAAAUCAGGUUCAAACCUUUUCAUGCUCAUAAUUAAACAUGAGACGUAUG
This is a messenger RNA of Oncorhynchus masou masou (cherry salmon), 2451 nucleotides long. Its product is annotated as protein MIS12 homolog. Bases 634 to 1287 code for a protein of 217 amino acids. Gene Ontology annotation, biological process: kinetochore assembly; mitotic cell cycle; mitotic sister chromatid segregation. Lineage: Eukaryota; Metazoa; Chordata; Actinopteri; Salmoniformes; Salmonidae. The record is from RefSeq and is a predicted model, not a curated record. The transcript is spliced from 2 exons. Gene Ontology annotation, cellular component: MIS12/MIND type complex; chromosome, centromeric region; nucleus.